AGCAAAGACCAAGGCUGGUCUUUAUUAGUGGUUCAUGAAAUAAUUUGCUAAGACACAAACAAACACAGACACGUAAACAGUUACAUGAUCUGCAGUAAAAAACUAAAAAACUUUUCAACCUAUAUAAAGAAUAAACUUAUUUUAUUGAGAUAGCUCAUAACAAUAGAACUAAUGCUAAAUAUUUAAAAGAAAAAGAAAAUAAGUUUCUGAGUCUAGAGGGAAGGGAGAAGUGUUGUAGGGUUAGAUGAGUAAACCAGCAGAGAGGAAAGGAGAAAUUGAAUCUUUCCCGGGGUUAAACUCUCAGUCUCCUGCUGUUUUUGUCAGCCUUGUUUGCCCCUCGGAGGGUCCUCCGGUGUUGCUAGGGGAUGUGAGGCUUGCAUCAUUGUUGCUGCUCAUUCUCCCCUGACACCUCCGUUCACAGCACCGCCCUCCUCUGUCUCACAGCCUCCCCCAGUCCCCGCCUCGCCCACCCAUCCCUCCCCGUCUGCCUGCGGUGGAGGUCGCCGAUGAGUGGGUGAGCAGCGAGGAGGCAGGGAGAGCACUCAGUGAUGUAAUGCAAGACCAGGGCAACAGUCGGGCUGACAAAUCACAAUCAGGAGGAGAGGAGAGAGGGAGAGAGAGAGGGGAGACAGGAGAGGCGUCUCCUGUGUGGCAGGCAGCAGGAGCAGGUGUGACGUCCAUGGCAGCAGGAUGUCGGAGUCCUAAUCGCAGCUAAAAGCAGAGAGCAGGCGCCGACGGAGGGCUUGGACACUCGGAUUAUGAGACAACUGAAAAAGAGGACAGAAAAGAGGACGACAGUGGKAGGAAAGGACGGACGGAGGGAGGGAGGGAGGCAGAGCCUGGGAAUAAAUCGUCGCGGCCAUUUGCACCACUGCAGCUCCUCAGCCUGAACCACUGCCUGUCUGACUGUUCAGCUUCAGCCUGUCUGUCCUGAGCCUCGUCUCUCUGGAUCUUUAUCUCCUUCCUCUGUGUGUAACUGUGUGUGUUUCUUGUUGACUGUGUGUGUCUGUGUGUGUGUUUUCCUUUGACAAACAUGAUGAGACAGACUCCUGCGCUCCGGAAGACCACGGCCAGAAGGCCCAAGCCSAGCCGCCCCGCCGGCGGUGGGGGGAAGGGGGCUCCGUCCGGCUCGGCCUCGGCCUCCGCCGGUGAGAUGAGCAGCAGUGAGCCCAGCACGCCGGCCCAGACCCCGCUGGCAGCUCCGGUCAUCCCUACCCUCCACUCYCCCGGAAAUCUGCAGGCUCCCGUUCCCAGCAAGGUCAGCGUCGGAGCGUGUCCGUCUAACAGAGGUUUCUCAUUAAUGCCUGAAUAUAACCUUUAGUCAGCUCAGACAACAUGCAACACAGCACUGUGAGUACAAACCACAACAGAGAAAUCAGUAAAAUAAGUGAUUUUAGAGCUCUCGGUUUGUAUUGAUGCCAUCUGAGCUCGUUUAAACACAAGCCGGAGGCUGAAAGCAGUAAAGGGCAGCAUAAAGUCACUUAUAUAAGAAAACACAAUGUUCUCUUACAGCGGCAUCAAUUUAUUCAUUCACAUGUUUAGAAACUGUUUUUGCUGAAAACUCCUCACUUCAUUAUCAAUUAAAGUGUUUUAUGUGAAUCCAUCAUUGGAAAGAUUGUUAACAUAGGAAACUGUUGUUUACCAAAUCCAGUUAUAUCUGAUAUUAAGAAUAUUUUCUUCACCUCUUUUUGUGAUUUCCCCCAGAAUAUGUUUUUUUAACCAGAUUUGUUUUGCACUGUACUUAAAUAGGGCAGACAGUAAAGAGGAAGUAAAACUCAGAUUGAUAUUUAUUAUCGUUUUAAUAAGUUAGUGAAUAAUUCAGCUUCAGUCGUGAAUUUAUAAUUAGAGAUGUGGAUAACUGGCGUUUGUGUUUGACCCCCUCAGGAGGACGUCGUUAUGGAAACACAGGUGCAGAGAUGAGGUGUUUCUGCACUGGAUGCUGUGCGCUUGUAUUUCUGUCGCUAACAUUUGAACAAGCUGUCGGAGGUGUGAUGCUGGAGUGUGAGGCGCUCGCGGCGUAACGGGACUGAAUUAGAACGGCGCUGUGUGUUUCUGCGACAGCUGUGCAGUGGUGUUGUUUUUGACUGCCAUUUGCCAUUUUAAUUUUAGUCUUAGUCUUUUGAACAAAAAUACUUCUUAGUUUUAGUCAUUUCUAUAUUUAAUGCUUUUAGUCGAGUUUUAGUCGACGAAAGCUUUAAAAAAUUGUUUAGUUUUAGUCUUAAAAAAAGACAACAUAUUAGUC
Austrofundulus limnaeus is the source of this 2242-nucleotide messenger RNA. Its product is annotated as dynactin subunit 1. Lineage: Eukaryota; Metazoa; Chordata; Actinopteri; Cyprinodontiformes; Rivulidae. The record is from RefSeq and is a predicted model, not a curated record. The transcript has 3 exons. The coding region runs from base 1034 to 1321 and encodes 95 amino acids.